UAAAGGUUAUGUAAGGCUCUGACCUAGCUACCCUGCGGUCAAUGACCUUUGACCAAAAUGCUGUAACACUCCGUAGCGAACUCAGCGAAGCAUGACUACUAGCAAUCAGUAUUGAAUAAAUGCAAGGCAAGUAUUUGAUGAAGCAGAUUUUGAUGGACGAAGUAAUAAAAUGUUUGUAGUGAGGCCACACUGACUUAAUUUUAUGGAUGGCAUACGCCGGAGACCCCAAAGCUAAUGCGGAAGAGUGGGGAAAAAUCCGGCAAGAAAUGCUGCUCAACCACAGGACUAAAGAUUCGGUCCAUUAUUUCCCAGGCUUGGUUCGAAUUCACCUCUAGCAAGACUGUAAGAGGCAAUCGUCGCCAUGGCAAUAAUGAUUUAACAAAGACGAUGUGCUUCCAUGCCCUGGCCAUGUGCCCCCUUACCGUGGAGAGCAGACCCUCUGGCAAGCACAGAAUUCUGAUUGACCAGGGAUGCUAUUGGGUCACAUGCUGCCACAGUAUAACAUCAUGAAUUGAAAAAAAGAAAAUGCUAUGUUACUAGUAUUUAACAACAACAAAAAAAACAUUGGAGAUGCAGGGUAUCGAUCCCCGUACCUCUCGCAUGCUAAGCGAGCGCUCUACCAUCUGAGCUACAUCCCCUUCUCAUGUCCAAGGCUUCAAACUAAGCCGCCUUUUUUGUGGCCACAGGCAGCGUCACAGCUAAGUAUGAGUUGCACCUGUUACUGUGCUUUGGGGAUAAGGGUAAUUUUCACACUGGAGAUGGGUGUAGAAUGGUCUAUUUUUCUUCGACGUUUAAAAUUGGGAAGAGGUAAAGGAAGGAUCCAUUCCCGUAUGGGAAUCAUUUUGGCCUGGGAUGAUUUUUGAAGGGUAAUUUGGGUAGUCUAUACCAGACUGACUACGCGUAGAAUUCGGCAACAAAUCGGCAAAUUGGCUAGGGGAGCCAGUCCACACGUAGGCUCAUGUUCCCCCAACUCUUUGGUAGCAAGGACCGGGUUAAAGAAUUCUUUAACCUCCUUGUCUGGUAGCAAUUUUUUUUCUCCCUAAGAUAGCCAGCGUAGGCGUGAACUGGCUCGCCUGGCCAAUUUGCCGAUCCGAAUUCUACGAUCCCGGUACUCCCGUGGGAAGGCCUGGUGGAGGCUAAUUUGGGAAACUCACAUUAUAAUAUCGCGCACGUGUAGACAACAACCAGUACCAUAGUAACACAGGCAAUAACACGUUCCUGUAGACAACCUAAGGCUUUUACGAAACAACAGUACGCUGAACACUAGUAUUUACACCUACACAUUUGUUUGAUUGUUUUCAAACUUGUUUGCUUCACACGUUUUUUGUCUAUGGGAUACACCCGUUCACCUGGAACGUAGGCAUACGUAGAGUGGCCCCUUCACUCCAUCUGAUUUCAACAGAUUCACCGCACGACACAGGCCAUGAGACAGAUAGACUGUAGCUCACGGCGGAGCGAUGAUGUACAGAGGCAGCUACGUAAUGGCGGUGUUGCUGGGUCUUCUCGUGACAAGUAGCAGCGUUGGAGUAAGUCCAGAUUGUUGGUCGGACUUGAACGUUACAAACCAGGUCAGUGACAAAGCCAACAAUUCAACUCUACGGAUCCUGAAUGGUUUGUCUCUCGACAACAGCUCUGGUUUAAGAGAAGAUGUAACUCCGGACGUCCCCGAAUGUGUCGAACCUCCAACGUCCUUUCCUCUUCAAAAGUACGAAUCUACCUGGUCUCUGUUCUUCGUAGGCGUCGCUCUUUGUCUGGGUGUCUGGUCAGCCGCGGCAAACAGCCUCCCGCUAGCUGCCAUCAUCAAGCAUGAACAGCUCCACACGCCCGCCUACAUUCUCAUGGCUAAUAUGGCAGCAGGCGACGUUUUGACCGGCAUAAGUUUCACGAUCGGGAGUAGUGGGCUCAUGUACGUGGCAGCAACGGAUACCGUCCCGUCUGAUUUCAUGUUGCGUCUCCGCUCGUCAUCAAUCCUACUCUCCGGGAUGUCCUCCGCCUACAGCCUGGUGGCCCUGACGGCUGAGCGCUACUGGUUCAUCGUGCACGGGAUGAGCUACGUCAACAACGUCACCAACGGCAAGUGCAAGGUCGUGAUCGUUUUCGUGUGGAUGUGGUCGCUGCUGCUGGCGGUAAUGCCACACGUUGAUUCGAACUGCACAGGACGUCGCUUUGAGGAAGGAUGCGUCCCGUUAGGUUCGGGAUUGUCCUCAAAUAUUGUAAUCGUUGUCCUCGUGUUUGUUUUCAUCCCGAUGUCGGCAAUCUUCCUUCUCAACCUGGGCAUCUUCCGGUGUCUGUGGAAGCACAUGAAAGCCAUCGCUGCACAAGAAGCCGCUGUGGGCGCUCAGCCGAGCGUCAACAGGAAAUCCGCCAUCACCAUCGUCAUCAUCACAGUCGUGUUCCUAGUGGGAUGGAUGCCAAUCUUCGUCGAACUGGCUCGGCUUUCAACAAACUUGCUUACCGUGUAUGGCAUGAUGAUGUUCAUUAUCUUGAACUCUGCUAUCAACCCCAUUAUCUACGGGUUCCGUCUGAAGGAGGUUCGUCGCGGUGUUGCACGACUCUUCGUCAAUAAUCAUUAGCGGAGACGCCAAUCUACUAGACUUGGUUGUCUCUUUAUCUAGUUAAGACGAGAAAGUUUGUAUGGAAAAUCAUGUUAAAUUUUUUCCUCGUAGGGCAAACAUAUUGUUUUUCUGGUGUGUGAUUCUGCUUUCUCCUUCUUCCGCCAGUAGCCAAUCAGACCUUAGGUUGGAUAUUAGCUGAUAUUGUAAAUCUGUGCAUUUGUUUGGAAACACAAUACUAUAGGGCGAGCCAAAUUGUAUAGUAUUGUGUGAGAGAAAGUUGACAAAGGCUACAGGGAAACAUGCUGCUUUUUCACGAAAAUAUUGCUUUCCUAAUGUAGAAAAAUGUUGCGUUCCUAAUGUAGUUUAACUUGCAGUUACAUAUCUAUUUUCAUGUGUUGUUAUUUUGCUGGAAUGUUCUGUUACUAGAGAAUCACCCAACUAUUUCACUUUAAGAAGUUAAUCUCCUCUUAGUUGAGAAUCGAUGAGAUAAGAUGUCGUUUUCGCAUUAAUUUUACAUAAGAAGGAUUCAUUCGUAUAGAGAAUUAAUGACAUUGAGGCAUUACAUCUCAUCAUUGUCGGUAAAAGAUGAUUUGAAAUCUUCUUAUGUAUAGAAUUAAUGAGAUAAAGGAGUACUUUGCGAAAAUGUGUUCUCCGUAAUUUCCGGCAGUGUCUUAUCAUGAAGUAUGGUUCUGUAAAUUUGAAUAUUUUUGUUUGAGUGUAGUGGUUGCAUUGGCGCAGGACUCUGAUAGUUAUAUGCAGUUAAGGAUAGUCUUGUUGUAUUUUGAAGAGUAACACCGGUAAUUUUCGGCAUGGCUAACAGUUUUUACCUAUUACAGUGUACUGUUGUGCAGGUAAGACUAUAGGGGAUGCGUUGGAAGUAUAUUGAAUAUCGUACAAUAAAUAGAUAAAUAAAUAUAUAUGUAUAUGUAUAAAACGUGACUUAUUGUGA
Branchiostoma floridae (Florida lancelet) is the source of this 3504-nucleotide messenger RNA. Its product is annotated as melanocortin receptor 5-like. The record is from RefSeq and is a predicted model, not a curated record. Gene Ontology annotation, biological process: G protein-coupled receptor signaling pathway. Bases 1458 to 2573 code for a protein of 371 amino acids. The transcript has 3 exons. Gene Ontology annotation, molecular function: G protein-coupled receptor activity. Gene Ontology annotation, cellular component: membrane. Lineage: Eukaryota; Metazoa; Chordata; Leptocardii; Amphioxiformes; Branchiostomatidae.